AUGCAGGUCUGCUGCUGUCACAGCAUCUGCAGCAGGUGCGGCGGCAGCAGUGCAAACCCAACGAAGUACCAGCAAGCACACCCUGGGGAGCAGCAGGAAAACGAGCAGCAGCAGGAGCUGCAGCACGAACUGCAGCAAGGCAAGCACACCCUGGGGAGCAGCAGGAAAACGAGCAGCAGCAGGAGCUGCAGCACGAACUGCAGCAAGCGCAGCAGCAGCGGAAGCAAGGGCAGCGACAGCAGCGUUUCGGGAGCCUUGUUAAAUACGAUGUGGGGGGCCUUCUUCCUCUCGCAGGUUUUGCGUGGCGUGACGUACAGACAGAGAAUUCCCUACGGAGUUAAACAGACGGAAGCGUACAAAAAGGCCAAAAGACAAGCGCGAGCGGCAGCGCGAAAUGCGCGAAAGAUGAAGGAGUCGAAGGGCGUGUUGAUGGAGGGCCGCAAGUGCCUGAUGAUGUCACUGCAGCAGAACACCGGAAUCUCGUGGUUCCGUUCUGUUCAGGUCCUGAAGCAUUUAGAGCUGCACGCGCGUGCAAAUCCCCCUCUUACAAGCAAGCUCAGAGAGCAGAUUACUAAUGCCGUUGAGGUUGUCAAGCAAGGGCGCUAA
Eimeria mitis is the source of this 606-nucleotide messenger RNA. RefSeq lists its product as uncharacterized. Lineage: Eukaryota; Apicomplexa; Conoidasida; Eucoccidiorida; Eimeriidae. The record is from RefSeq and is a predicted model, not a curated record.